AUGACAGCAACAGAAGAUCUAACCAGCGUCGAAUGGCGUGAUAUGAACUGGCUUGAAAGAUUUGGAGGCUUUCAAAAUCAACAAAUGGUAAUGGAUUACUUUGCCCUUUCACCAUUUUGGGAUCGUCAAAGCAAUAAUCAAGUAUUAGCAAUGCAAACACAGUAUAACGAUCUCAGACAACCAUACGAAGAAACAGUGGAAGCACUCCGUAAAAUGACAGGCAUUGAAUUUGCUAUUGUUCACGAGCAGCCACCGAUUUGGAUUAUACAAAAACGAUAUAGACGUGGACCUCAACCAGAUGAUGUUAACCCGAUCGCAACUUACUAUAUUAUGGGCGCCAACGUAUACCAAUCGCCAACUAUUUAUUCCGUGCUCGCCAAUCGUUUGCUGACGAGUUUAUUCCAUGUAAACAGUGCUUUUAAAGCGGCACAGAGAAUGAUGGAAUUUAAGCCUUCAAGAGGUUACAGUUGGAAAACCAAUGCAACCUCAGUGCAGCAGAGUACACCGGCCUCAGCAAAUCAAGAUCUCGGCAACAGCACUGCAGGCGCAUCUUCAACAACAGCGGCUACUGCUGAAUCUGCAUCCUCGUCAUCUCCAUCAGAUACUUCGAAUAAAAGUGUCUUACGUGCACAAGAGACACAAGCAUUCAGACACUGGAUUGAUAGAGCGAUUGACAGGUCCUCAUAUAGAAUUGUGCAAUUGAGGCAAGCGCUCACUGAAGAAACAAAAGUAUCAAAUGCUAUACCAGUAUUAUCUGCAGCUUCUGCAGCAGUAACAGGAGAUUCACCAUCACUUCAAAGUAAUGUAUAG
This is a messenger RNA of Mycotypha africana, 810 nucleotides long. RefSeq names its product MED6 mediator sub complex component-domain-containing protein. Lineage: Eukaryota; Fungi; Mucoromycota; Mucoromycetes; Mucorales; Mycotyphaceae. The transcript is spliced from 4 exons. Gene Ontology annotation, biological process: regulation of transcription by RNA polymerase II. The coding region runs from base 1 to 810 and encodes 269 amino acids. The record is from RefSeq and is a predicted model, not a curated record. Gene Ontology annotation, molecular function: transcription coactivator activity. Gene Ontology annotation, cellular component: core mediator complex; mediator complex.